This is a messenger RNA of Oryzias melastigma (Indian medaka), 2776 nucleotides long. RefSeq names its product low density lipoprotein receptor class A domain containing 2 (gene ldlrad2). The coding region runs from base 1313 to 2575 and encodes 420 amino acids. The transcript is spliced from 5 exons. The record is from RefSeq and is a predicted model, not a curated record. Gene Ontology annotation, molecular function: protein binding. Lineage: Eukaryota; Metazoa; Chordata; Actinopteri; Beloniformes; Adrianichthyidae.
AUUUUUGUGCGUAAUUAUCUCAUACAAAACAUUUUGUGCUUAACUUUAUGUACUUGCAAUUGUUUUUACUUGUACAAAUCUACAAAAUGAAAUGAGGCACAAUUUUAAAUUAUUAAAAUUAACUGGGAACUGGCGAUCACAGAAGAGCUCUGCGGUGAAGACGCUGCAGGCGAGCCAUGAGGACAGAGAAACUUUAGUGUUGAGGGAUUUAAAGAUGCAUUGUUAGACUUUUAUAUUAAUGUCAGGCAUAUUUGUUUAAGAAAGUGGGAAAACAUCACCGGAAAAUAUUAACAAGCGAAGUUCAAAGUGACAGAUAAGAAAACUCAGCAUUCUAACAGUAUUUAAACGCAUCACUUACAUACAAAUAUUGGAGAUGCAAAGAGAGUUUUAAAUCAAAUUUGUGCAUAAAUGCAGUUUUAAAAGAUUUGUGCAUUCUUUUUUUUAGAGAUUUAUGUGUAGUUUUAAGAUGUUAUAAUUUAAAGCUGUGCAUGUGCAAAUUCAUUUUGUAAUUUUUGAACAUACAGUUGCAAGUACAUGAAGCUGUGCACAAAAUGUACUGUAUGAGUUACAAAUCAAGAAUUACACACAAAUCGGAUGAACUCUAGAUACGGCUGUUUCUGUGUUAUGCAGCUCAAUUUGUAAACCUCUACAACUGAGGUUGUCCCAAAGCUCCUCACAAAAAACAGUUUUGAAAGUUUAUGAUCCAAUUUCAUCCAGAUUACUGCAUCAUUCAAUCCAAACCUAUAAUAUAAGUGAGCAACAGAUUCAACGGAUUUUAAGUGUAAUCCCUGGUGACAGAGGAGAGGAAUACUGCCUCUAAAUAGAAGAUUAUAAAAUAAACCUUCAGCUGAAAUCUGUCAUGGGUGCUGAAAAGACGAGUUAGCUGAUAAGAGGAGAAAAAUCAGACAAAAGAUAAUACCACUGGAACAUCCAUUAAUAAAAGUUAUGACACUUCUGUCCACAAGUCUAGUGUCAAAACUUAACUGAUGUUGUACAUUGUGAUAAAUAUCUCAAUAACUGAUUAAUCAGACCAUAACAUGUUUGGUGAAUUAAAUAAUAAUCAGACGGGAGUUAUAUUAUAAUGUUCUUUUGAGUUUUCCUUGAUUUACAGCAACACCAGUUCCGACUUCCUUCAGCUUUUCAGAAUAAAAGCAUAUUUACAAAUAGAAUGGAUUUGUUGUUUACAUGUAAAUAAAUGACGUAAGUCGCAGAAAGCGGUGGUGGUUGGGUUCUUAGGUAUGUAUGGGAGGGUCGAGUGCGGACACAGCUGAAGUUUUUCUGCGCACUUGAGUCGUCAUGGAGACCGGGUCACAUGUGGCCCGGGGUGAACUGGUCCAGGUGUCGGAGGCUGCAGAUGAUCCCGGCCAGUCUCGCGCUCGGGACGUGUGGCGCGCGCUCGCCGCUCGCGCAGAAGAUGGAGCUGGAGGCGGGGAGGCUGCUGCCGCUGCUGCUGCUGCCGCUGCUGCUGCUCUGCUUCACGGUCCGCGGUGCCGCCAUCGACACCGUGAACGUGGUGGAUUUCUGCGGGCAGACCAUCCGGAGUGACGGUAUGAUCGUCAACUCGCACCAGGACUCCAAGAAAUACUACUUUGUCAGCAUGGCCACCGACUGCCACCUCACCAUGCAGGCCAGUUCUCCCAAAGACAAGGUCCAGUUCUACUUCCGCUUCUUCCUGGUCUACAGCCUGCUAAGGGUGGCACCUCUGAGUCCGGCCCCUCCUCUCCCGGAGUCCCCACAAGGCUCCGCCCCCCUCCACCCUCGACUGGAGCCCACAUCUGGCGAGGUUCCGGGUGAUCCCUGCCACGCCGGCUCAUACGUUCAGUUCUACGACGGCAGAGAUAAAACGUCACCCCCCCUGGGGCCUCGUCUCUGUGGGAAGAGCCCCCCUCGACCCGUGGUCUCCACUGGAAACUUCCUGACUCUGAGACUGGUGACUCGGGGCACUCAGCCCAGGGUGGACUUUGUGGGAGACUUUACGUCCUUCAGGCUGGGGUUUAACCACUCCAAGUGCAGCAGCGAGCCCUACUUCACCUGCAGAAACGGAAAGUGUAUUCCGGUCAGCCUAGUCUGUGAUGACAAAGGCAUCGACAAUUGUGGGGAUGGAAGUGAUCUGGAGGAAAACCUGACGACAGGCUGCAAAGCAGGUCAGUUGUUACCUCCUGAAGCUUCCCUACCAACAGAAACCACACCUCCACCCUCAUUGAGUCCAUCUGCAGAGCCGACCGUGCCACACACGGACUGUGGUGAGCCAGUCAGUCCUGAGUCAAACACAGGGGGGGUGCCCUCGCUGUCCCUGUUGGUCCUGUAUGUCACGCUGGGCGCGGCGGCCGGCGGUGUUCUGCUCUGCUGGUGCUGCUGGUCAUCUGGAUGGGUCCUGUGGCGCAUCAGCAUCUGUCGCUUCCUACCAUGCUGCAACUCUGCAUGCGCCUCCUGCCAGCGAUGCGCAUGCAGCUGCAUUCACAGCAAGGAGCAUCGAGUGGGGAAAGUGACCCCACACACCCCAGUGGACAGGUCUGCAACAGGAACAGCGGCCUCUGACAGUACAGAGGACAACGUUCCUACUGUAGCUGUGUAAGGGGGCACGUCAUUGAUGAUGGAUGUAAACCACAGCUCUGAGGACUGCAGAGAUGCAAACAUGUGGAUUAAAUCUGCAGCAGGUUUGAAUCGACUUUCUGAAAAGAAGAUAAAUGUGCAUUAGAGUCAAAGGUCAUAUGUGAAACUGUUCUGCCCCAAAACAGAAUGAAAGUGAACAGAAAGCAGUUGAAAAUCAUACUGA